AAUGGGGAUGAAGAAUCAACCAGACAGUGGACCUAUGCAGUGGACACAUUUAACAUCAACAACCUUAACCUGAUCUGUGCAUCAUGAUCACACGGUCUGAGUCUCAGUUUAAAGGUAGAAUUUCAUCGAUACUUCAAGUGUUGGUGGAAGCAGCAGUGACAGAAAUAUGUGAGCUUAUUGACCUCGAAGUUGCUACUUUACGUGCUGAGUUGUCGGUGUGCCGUUCAGAGAAAGGCUCUGCGAGAGGAAAGUUACAGUCUACGGAGGAGAAUAUUUCUUUUGGAAAUGGACGUGAAUUUGGAACUGCAGACAACAACGACACUUUACCACACGACAUUGCUGGUCGUGAACAGGCCGAGAGGAAAUUAUUCAGGAACCAGGGAACUCCCAAAACCUCACAGCCUUGCGCCCUGUGGAAUCAGCAGAGUGGCAGUGAAGAUGGCAAAAGUGCCCCUAUUGAGGGCACAGAAUUGGAUGCUGUUUCAGUCAAAAAGGAAAUGCUGGAGGAUUCGGAGCAGUCAAACAAAGCUAGAGACAAACAGGAUGCAGACACGUCCACGGUGGCAAUGGCCCUCCCUGAUCCUAAUGAGGACAUGGGCUCUUCACCAAGCCCCCAUACUGGGUUAGAGUGGGCUACCUCGGAAGCCUCAACCCACCUCAGCACCAAAUGUGGCUCCAAGUCUGAGCCCGUCUGUGACCGGUCCACUCACGGUGUCGCGGCUGCCGGCAGCAGACCCAGCUGUAUGGACUGUAGUCAUGAGAGUGAGGAUGACCUGCACGAGUGGGACAGCGCUGUGGCCGAGAAGCAUUACGCCCAGUCGGCCCAGCUGGCACAGGACGUGGACCUGCAGCGUGAGCAGGAAGAGGAGGAGCAUGGCGGUGCAUAUUUAACACAUUGGACCGACCCGGCGUCUCCACCAAGAGGUCCACCUCAAGCCCACCACUCGAUGCAGUAUCUGCAUGAGGAGCCGCCAGACCCGAUGGGGGGCUUUGGUUUGAAUCUUCCCCCCGGGACCAGCGACUUCCACAAUGUCCGGGGAGACCUUUCCGGAAGUCACCUGGACAUGGCUGUCCACCAUGGCGCGGACCUCGAGGAGAGGUACAUCUGCCCCAUGUGUGGCAAAAUCCUGCGGACUGACCGAGCGUUGCGGGCUCACAUGAAGGACCACACCACGUUGCACAUCUGCAAUCACUGUGGGAAGAGCUUCGCCAGGCUGACCAACCUCAGAGUGCACCAGAACAUCCACAUGGGACUGAAGCCGUACACCUGCAAAUUCUGCUCCAAGAAGUUCAGCGACCCAAGCAACUACAACCGCCAUAAACACCGCUGUCCACAGUCUGGCCAUACCUAGAUUACCUAGCUCCUAUUGGUCUGAAAACCCUAUGCCUAGCAUAUUAUGUGUUGGCAGGUAGUAGUAACUGUCAUUGUGCCUUGUUACAAACUUCUGAAAUUCUAACAUAAGCUUGUGGUCCAGUAUCAUGUCUGUGGAAUCGUUAGAAAGAGAGUUUGGGUAUUACAGAUUCUCAGACAUUGCUGAAACUACACACACAGCAGCUGAUCAUGCACUCAACGUUGGACUUUCCAGUAAAAUCGUAUUUAUUGUCAGGAUGUCAACAGUACACAUAGCCAGCCAUGUUAUUUAUUUAAUACAGUACAAUAAGGAUUUUGCAUUUUAUUGUAGAGAUGUUUUUUGCUCAUUUUUUACUAAUCCUUCCAGAUUUCUCUGUCCUGUUCUGAUGUACAUUUCCUGUCACAUAGACACUUGUUUGUGGGAGUAGACACACUCCUUGUUGCAUGGUCUCAGAGCCACACAGAGUCUCUCACCAUUAAAUAGCUGAAAUGGUUUUGAAUUUUUUAUUGAA
Messenger RNA from Alosa alosa (allis shad), 1863 nucleotides. Its product is annotated as zinc finger protein 41-like. The transcript is spliced from 4 exons. Bases 84 to 1352 code for a protein of 422 amino acids. NCBI's taxonomy places the organism in Eukaryota, Metazoa, Chordata, Actinopteri, Clupeiformes, Clupeidae. Gene Ontology annotation, biological process: regulation of transcription by RNA polymerase II. The record is from RefSeq and is a predicted model, not a curated record. Gene Ontology annotation, molecular function: RNA polymerase II cis-regulatory region sequence-specific DNA binding; DNA-binding transcription factor activity.